Molecule: messenger RNA, 2328 nt
Organism: Aspergillus alliaceus
Lineage: Eukaryota; Fungi; Ascomycota; Eurotiomycetes; Eurotiales; Aspergillaceae
Product: alpha-L-arabinofuranosidase A
Exons: 8
Coding region: 191-2104 (637 amino acids)
Biological process (GO): L-arabinose metabolic process
Molecular function (GO): alpha-L-arabinofuranosidase activity
Source: RefSeq, a predicted model, not a curated record
AGGAUUAUUCUGUUCAGCAUGUGCGCAAUUGUCGGGAGAAAAGGCUGUAUCGUCGGGUGUCCUCCGAUGGCAGUCGGGGACCAAAAAACAUAUAUAAAUCGUCUGGGUUGUCCUGCCGGGGUCCACGGCUGGGCAGGAAUAAGUUCGGCAGAGUGCAUGUACAGAUUGCCAUUGAGGGGGAGGACUCAAGAUGCUACACAAAUGUUUCUUUGUUGCCCUCCUGGCAGCUUGCGGUGCAGCGGUUGAGAUAUCCGUUGCAUCAUCUGGUGGUAAUGCCACUAGCGGUCUACAAUAUGGUAUCAUGGAAGAGGAAAUUAACUACUGUGGUGACGGGGGUCUCUAUGCGGAGCUGAUCCGCAAUCGAGCAUUCCAGGGAGGCGAGAAGUACCCUUCCACAUUGGAUGCUUGGAUCCCGGUAGAUGGAUCGACACUCUCCCUGCAAAACCUAAGUCAACCCCUGUCAUCUGCUCUACCCACAUCGGUAAACGUGAAGGGAGUGAUAGGCAAAGCCGGUCUUAGUAACCUAGGUUGGUGGGGAAUCGAUGUGAGGCAGCAGAAGUACACCGGUUCCUUCUAUGUCAAGGGCGCGUACAAUGGAAGUUUUACAGCUUCCCUGCAGUCGAACCAGACCGGCGAAGUAUAUGCCAGCACGGAAAUUGUGUCGCAAAGUGUUCGCGGCGCUUGGACACAACAUAACUUUACUCUGACCCCCAGCAAGGCAGCCCCAAACACGGAGAACACGUUCUCAGUUACCUUUGAUGCUUCUGACACUGUGGACGGAUCCCUCGACUUCAACCUUAUUUCCUUGUUCCCUCCUACAUGGAAUGACCGUCCCAAUGGGCUACGGAAGGAUCUGAUGCAGGCGAUGGCAGACUUUGCGCCGAAAUUUCUGCGAUUCCCAGGCGGUAAUAACCUUGAGGGCGACACCAUUUCCGGCAGGUGGAAAUGGAAUGAAACCAUUGGACCGCUCAAGGACCGUCCUGGUCGCGCGACAACCUGGUCCUACCAGGAAACUCUUGGACUAGGUCUUGUUGAAUACAUGGAAUGGUGUGAUGAUCUAGGAGUUGAGCCUAUCCUUGGGGUGUGGGGCGGAUUCGCAUUGAAUGGCGAUGCGGUCCCUGAGUCUGAGCUAGGUCCGUACAUUCAAGAUGCACUAGACGAGCUAGAGUUCCUCACUGGCUCUGUGAACACGGAAUAUGGUGCACUCCGCGCUUCCCUAGGCCAUCCAGAACCGUGGACAGUCAAGUACGUCGAGGUUGGCAACGAAGAUAACUUGAACGAAGGAUUACCUUCAUACAAAUCCUAUCGCUUCCAGGCUUUCUACGACUCCAUCAAGGAGAAAUACCCUGAUAUUACUGUCCUGGCUUCGACCGUGGAGAUUGAUUUCCCUGGUGAUGCGGGCGGUGAUUAUCACUUGUACGAUACUCCGGACAACUUUGUUAAGAAGUUCAACUAUUUCGAUCAAUUCAGCCCCGACCAUCCGAUUCUGCUGGGUGAAAUUGCCGCAAUCCAGUACAACGGAGUAGAAAUUGUGUGGGGUGGUGACGCACAUUUCGCGCAGUAUCCUUGGUGGAUUGGCAGCGUUGCAGAAGCUGUCUUCCUCCUGGGCGCUGAAAGAAAUGCCGAUAAGGUCCUUGGAACAACAUAUGCCCCAUUCUUCAUGAACCUUGCCAACUACCAAUGGUCACCAACAUUCCUCGCCUUCAAUGCGAACCCAGAUGAAACGGCCCGUUCCACGAGCUGGCAUCUUUAUGAGCUCUUCUCCCACAACUCUUUCACAAACACCCUCCCCACAACUUCCAACAGCAGCUUCGGACCACUCUACUAUGUCGCUGGCCUUGACAGCAACAGUAACUCUCACAUCUUCAAGGCGGCCGUUUAUAACAGUACCGCUGAUGUUCCUGUUUCUCUGACCUUUGACGGCGUUAAAGCCGGCACAAGCGCCCAGCUGACCGUACUCACCGCAGCGGACGCAUUGGGCGCGAAUAAAGUGGGGGCUGCCAACAUUGUUGACAAGAAAAUUUCCACUGUGACCGCAGGCGAUAACGGCGUGUUCGACUUUAGUUUGCCGAACCUGAGCGUGGCUGUUUUGAAGACGAAGUAAUCCUGCUAGGUAUUGGUUAGCAUGGGCUAGCUAGUUGGUCUACAGCAUGAACAAAUCACAUAGAAACCGUCUUGAGAUAUCAAGUCUGCACCACUUCUUCUUCCAAUAGGUUGGGUCGAAUAUGCCGGCCGCAUAUCUAAUAUUAUCGGUACGCUCUAGAUAAACUUAAUGAUUGAGGAUACGAUCGUAUAUAUUAUCGAUAUCUCUUCCUUCAAGGACUUUAU